Molecule: messenger RNA, 650 nt
Organism: Musa acuminata subsp. malaccensis (wild Malaysian banana)
Lineage: Eukaryota; Viridiplantae; Streptophyta; Magnoliopsida; Zingiberales; Musaceae
Source: RefSeq, a predicted model, not a curated record
CUUAAUUUGUCACCGCUGCUUCGACAGCAGAAGAGAAAAGAGAUCUCAUAUACACCUAUGGCGGCGCGGGCGGCACUCGCGGCGGCGGCGGCGUCCUCGUUCUUCUCCCGCUCAUCGUCCGUCGCUCCGGCGGCGAGGCUCGUCCCCCGCCGGGGCCUAGCCGGCGGCGGAGAUCAUCAUGGACCCCCAAAGGUCAACUUCUGGGAAGAUCCACUCAGUCCAUCUAAAUGGAAGGAAGAACAUUUUGUACUUGUCAGCCUUGCCAGUUGGGGUUUGAUCUUUUAUGGGGCAUACAAGACUUUUGGUGGAAAGAAGAACAAGGAAGAGGUUGGAGAAAAAUCAGGGCACUAGAUGACAUCACGAGUCCUAUGUUUUCUUUUAAUGAGCAUGUUAAUAAAGCAUUCAAAGGACAUUGUUCCUUGAAAAGGUCCCUAUGAUCUCUCUGUUUGUACUGGUUCGUCAGGGUUUUGGAUUUCUAGACUCACUUUGUGGGAACUUUUGGAACAGAGAUGCGAUGAUUGGUGAGACCUCCUGUUUUCUCAAGUUAAAUUGUUAAUUCAGUUGUUAUUUAUGAUGGAGGUCUCUGUAGUGAUGACAACUAUCUUUGUUCUCAAAUUGUUAUUCAAGUUUUCUUUUCAUUGUGCUAUCAA